Tremella mesenterica DSM 1558 is the source of this 4230-nucleotide messenger RNA. RefSeq lists its product as uncharacterized. The transcript has 8 exons. The coding region runs from base 1 to 4230 and encodes 1409 amino acids. Lineage: Eukaryota; Fungi; Basidiomycota; Tremellomycetes; Tremellales; Tremellaceae. The record is from RefSeq and is a predicted model, not a curated record.
AUGACUUCUCCAUUACGUCGUCCUAUACUACAUAAAUCCAACUCGUCAAUUUCUUACCUACCUGAAGUACCUGAAACAGCCUUAACAUCCACUGGAUGGAGAAUUGGUGAAAGGGGAUUGAAGAAAUGGUUUGUGAUUGUUGAUUAUGGGGUGGAAUUGGAUGUGGGUCAUAGUGAAGCCGGAGGGAGUGUUUUGUCAUUACUUCAACCCACUGCACAUCAACAACUUAUUCAUAUUCUUCCAACUCUUGGUCUUCCUUCACCUACCGGUCUUUCCCUUCAUCUUUCUUUCCCUUCUCCUACAGGUUCUUUACCUAAGAUUCUAGACUCUCACUGGCUUCCUCUCUUCUCCCCUUAUCUCUCCCCACAAACGGAAGAUCAUCUUUCUACAUCAUCAACCUCUUUCGGUGGUUUACCCAUAGUCGCUAGAUUAACUUUGAUUGUAGAUAAACGUCAAGCUAGGUGGUGGGAAGCAUGGAGAAAAGAUCCUACAGAAGGUACGGUAGCAAGAUAUGUAGCAGUGAAAGAUUUAAGUCGACUUCGAGAAACCGACUUGACAGAAGAUAUCACUCGACAUACAGAAAAACAUAACGAAUUCACAACAUCUGCACUUCGUCCUCCUCCGAGACCUUCACUUCAUACUUCACCUCUUGAACAACCUACUCCAUCUGUACAAGAUACACUCUUGAGCCGGAAUAGGGAGCCGAAAGAAACUACUACUGUAACAAAUGAUUCAAAGGAACCUUUGGAACCUCGUCGACAACUGACACUUCCCAACAGUCCAUCUGGGUCAACGACAGAAACUAUCAAAAAGAAACGUUCUCCUAAACCCGCUCCAUUGGAUCUUGUCCCUCUCACUAAAACUUUCUCAUCUUCUGAAAACCCACCUUCCCCACCGGAAUCAGGAGCGACAUUCGGUACUACUCCCCUCACUCAUUCACAUUCCAUUCCAUUAGUUUUACCUUCUCCUCAUAUUCUCACAACUUCGCCUCAUUCUUCCAUCCAUGUGUAUUAUCCAUAUGACGGUCCACAUACUUCACCUGAUCCACGUUUACCACCGAGAUAUCCUUUGUUACUUGAUUCUCCACUAAGUUCUCCACCAUACUCCAUCGUCUCCUCGAGGGGUCCGGGAACUCCACAUCGGGUACCUCAUGAUCCUCAAGGACCGUCAGAUUGGGUUCAUACACCUGGUGUUGGGGAGGGAUUUUCGAGGGAAGUAAAUGGUCUAUUUCCUACUUCGUGGUUGCUCCUGCAGAGGUCGGAUGAAGAAGAUGAUGGAGAUGAAGAGGGCCGACAUUGGCCCUAUGGUCUGGAGACUCCGAUCCAAGACUAUUGGGAGGGACACGAAGUCAUAACACCUCUUGAAAAGGAUGGGAACACUAGCGAGAGGGAGUUUGGCAAGGAGCUUGAGGUAUCUUCGUCGGGACAUGGACAUCACCCAUCGACACAUAUAAAACCGUACAUGGGGUUGGACCCAUGGAAAGACGUUUGGCCGAUGUUUGACGUGGGAGUUGACCAAGCUUCCGAAAGACCUCUCGAGCUGGUAACGGGUCAUCAUCCUGUUGUGACCGAAGAACCACCUCACGCAACCAUUUCCAAUUCAACCAACUCGGGGAGGAUGCUCGCGGAAGAAGUUAAUGCCAAGAGAAUAGAUGUUCGAGAGGGAAAAGAAGCUCCACCCAAAUCGGAUGUCGACAGAGAACCGGUGGGUCAUAGUGUCGAUACUUAUAUCUCGAUGAGCCCUCGGAUUCCUUCUCUUAAUUUCCCACCUACACUGUUCGUCCUUCCUUCGCAGACUCCUGAGUCACAAGUGUCCCGCCCGAUCACCCUUCCCUCUCCCGAGGUGGUUCUCCAUGAACGCACCAUGGUGGAAACUGUGAGCCUCGAGGACGAGCCUACACUAUCCGCGCAACCUCGUCCUAUUCGUCAACGACCAAUGCCCAUACUCCCUCCUGCCAAACCAAUGACUUCAUUCACUCCUUCUUACUCUCCUUCCUCGUCCUCGUCCUCUCACCCUUCAUCUCCUUCUCCCUUUCCCGAAGUCCUUGCAACGACAAAGUCCCCUCUCAGACCUACCCAUUCCAAGCUUGACUCCACAUCUUCCAUCACGACUCCUCUUCCUUCAACGUUAGAACGAAGGAAAACCACCCCUCGUCCAGCUCGCACAGAGUCGAUUCCCAAACCACCCACACGAGCUCAAACCAUCAUUCGUCCAUCGGAAUCUCUUCCUCCAAGUUCGUUCUACAAUCAAAACCAAAAUAAUCGCCAGUCCACCGUAUCAAUCAACAGUAUCGCUUCGAAUACCUCCAAAACCCCUAAAAGACCUUUGAAACGUCUCAGUCAAACUCUGGGGUUUUUCUCGGAGGGCGACGUGGGCUUCGCAAUGCCCUUAAACUGCCCACGCGAAGUAGGAAAAACGAAUUGGAACAAUUCGAAUUUGUCAAUGGGACAUAGUUUUUAUCCUAACUUCGAAAUCUAUCCGCCGAGAUGGAGGGGUAAAAAAGGUUAUCCGAACCUUGUGAUAUACCCUCCGAUUCAUACUCAAUCUGUCACCCCGAAGAAGAUCAAGAUACUUCCACAUAUUCAUCUCUACCCUCAACUAGUGAUAUACCCUUCAUCCGGCCAAGGGAGGAUAAACAAGAGACGGGAAGAAGUUCAAAUCUUACCACAAAUCCAUCUUUACCCACAACUUGACAUCUAUCCUUCUUCACGCCAUUCGAGGAACGGUAAGAAACCAGAGGACGUUCAAAUUUUACCUCAUAUCCAUCUCUAUCCCCAGUUAGUGAUCUACCCUUCAUCUGGCCAGAUCGGCAACAUCAAGAAACCAGAGGAGAUCCAAAUCUUACCUGAUAUCCAUCUCUACCCGCAGCUUGUCAUUUACCCUUGUCCACCCAAUCUGUCUGAAAAUGGGGUCAUCAAACCUGAUGAUAUUCUCGUCCUCCCUCAACUGCACUUGUAUCCCCAGCUCCUGAUUUACCCAAAAUCGAGCAAAACCACCAUAACCGCCUCCAUGGAGUAUGUGUCGAGAUUUGCGGAGGUUGUGAUACUGCCACAUAUCGAAAAGUACCCACAGCUGGUGAUAUACCCUCCCUUUCGUAGUAGGCCGACAGAGGUGAAGGUGACCUUGAUGACGUUUCAAUACCCUCAUAUCGUUUUAUAUCCGAGCCGUCAUAUUCCAGAAGAGGUGAAAGUAACAUUGGGCCCGAUGGUAUACCCAAAGCUGGUCAUCUAUCCGGCUGUAUGUUGGAGAAGACCUAAAUCAGUGAAUAUCCUGUUACGACCCUUCAAGUAUCCGCAAAUUGUGAUUUACCCGUCGUCGAUGUCAUCUAUAAAUGGCAAGCCAGGGAGCGCACAGUCAACGUCAUUGUACAGUACUUCGGUGUUCAGUGGAGUUGUGUCGCCGAUUUCAAACCCUGUGGAUGAGAAGCUACGCAUAGGAGAAAGAGAUACGUUACCGGUUCGUGCUGGCCGUAAGACUCAUGAGCAGCUGGUGCAAGAAGUGAUGCGUGCUCGCGAAAUCGCAAAGCUUACAAUAUUCCCUCAGCCGCACGCUGCGACUAACAUCGUUCAAUCUCCCUCAUCCACUCUACCCUCAGGGAGUCAGAAGAAAGCGGAUGUCUUAGGAAGCGAGACGAUCUUGAACCUUUCUCGUUCAACCAUCAACAAGCCGAAGAGGCUUUCAGGUUUACCAGCAAGUCCAGCGGAGAGUUAUCUAGCUUUGAAAGCUUCAUUAGCUCGUAUCCAGACUACGACCACUGCUCCACCUCGUCCACCUCGACAUACUCGUGAUGUGUCCAACACUACCUCCGGGUCCCGUACUCCAGCUAGCAAUCUCCAAACUCGACUUCACCUUUAUCGACCCCUCACACAGCAAUUCCACAUGGGAAGGAAUGAUUCCAUGAAUGCCGGUGUUCAUAGUCGUACCUCGUCACAGAGUUCACUCGCGUCACCCGAAACGACACCCCGACCCUGGACUCCGGCUAGAACGAGGAGUAGCACUCUUGUCGCUGAUCGAAUGAAGUCUCUUCUUGACCAUCAACAGAGUCCCCCACCCGCUCCGCCAGCUGUGAGAUAUACGAGGAGUGGGACAGUAAGUGGAGGGAUAUCACCUAUGUCAUCACGUCCUCCUACCGCUCCGUUACCACCCUUGCCACCCAUGCCACCGGGAGCGAAUGAGAGAAGUAAGACGGUGGGAAAGUUACCAAACUCGAUGUUCAAGAAUUGGGUAUGA